Symbiodinium pilosum is the source of this 774-nucleotide messenger RNA. The record is from the annotation of a GenBank genome assembly. NCBI's taxonomy places the organism in Eukaryota, Dinophyceae, Suessiales, Symbiodiniaceae.
AUGACAGGCUUUGGCUGGUGCCUGGCCGCAUGUGCCGGCGCGGCCAAUGUGAUCGCCUUCAAGAACUGGGGUCUCUAUGCAUCCCACGUGACAGGAAGCACCUCCAACAUCGCUUUCAGCCUGGAAGGCUAUGAACAGGGCGAGUUUACGAACCAGACCUUGAGGGAAGCCUGCUCUUUGGUCUUCUCAUUUCUGGUUGGAGCAUAUGCAUGCGGCCUCCUCAUUGACAAGAACCAAGUGCACUUCAAUGGCAAGGCGUUCUAUGGCCUGGCUCUCAUUUUGGAGUCUGCUUUGCUGACCGCGGCAGCCUUUAUUCCAGGUCGCUUGGUUCCAGCAUGCUUCGUGGCCACUGCGUGCGGACUGCAGAAUGCCAUGUGCACGUCGCACUUCGGCGCCAUCGUCCGCACUACGCACGUCACCGGAACCAUGACGGACAUUGGCUCCACUAUGGGUCGCAUCAGUAUGAUCUACCUCCGGAAGGCUUGUCGCUGCACUCCACUGAACGCCAUUGAGCGUGCUGAAAUCGGCGUGGAUGCACGUAAGUUGGCAGUGCUUGGAGGGUUGUGGACCUUCUACUUGAUCGGAGGUCUCAUUGGCAUCUACGUGGAGAAUAUCAUCCCAGGCCCCAAGGCGCUGUUGCUGCCGGCGUCCGUGACUGGCAGCGCGGGCCUGUUCUACCUGGACUACAUCAAGAAGAUGGAGAAGGAUCGCUUCGCAGCAGACCUCAAGGAGGCCCAGGAUGCCUUGACCCACAUGAACCUGGGUUGCUGUUAA